CAUUCUGCUGCUCCGGCGCUCUGCCUUCUCCGAACAAAGGAUACUUGAGUAUGUCUCCGUCGGUCGAGUCGACGAUUGGCUUCUCGCGGCGGUUUCUUAAUCUGAUCAUGAGCAGCAGCUGCAUCUCUGGUGUCAAAUCGCUCUACUGCUUCGAUCUGAUGUACCAGGAGUUGUUCUAUCCAUCAACACCUCCACCGCCAACGAGGUUUAACAAGCUUACGGUCAAUUUGAUGGACAGCGUCGGGCUUCCGCUCUCCAGUUUCGACCUGCGAGCUUCAGCUGCCGGCGACCAAUGCAAGAUCGACUGCUUCCCGCUCGCCGGCAGCGAGGUGGUCUGCGCAGACCAGUCCGGCCGCGCCUUCCGCUUCGACGCGGACAGGCGCCGGGCAGGGACCAUGCCUGGCCUCCACAAGCCCAAGUCGAUGCCCCUCGCCCUCUUCGUCCCCAACCCCCGCGCCGACGACGACCUCGACCACGUUGGCUAUGGCAGCAGCCUCUUUGUCAUGGAGAGGUUCCCCAGACCAGAGGCGGGCUUCAGCGGCGCAGAGGCGGAGCACGGCAGCGAUCAGUUCGAGGCCUUCGUCUACCGCAACACUAGGAUGUCCACCUACGUCAAGGCCUGGCACUGCCAGCAGCUCCCGCCGCCGCCGUUCGUCCGUGAACCCAAGCACUGGCACAGCUGCAGCAGCAGCCGCAGCCGCCCAGAGAUCAGCUCCUACGCCGUGCUCGGCGGUGGCUCGCACAUUUGCUUAUCCGUCAAUGGCGUCGGCACCUACUGCCUGGACACGGCGAGGCACACGUGGAGCGAGGCCGGCGAGUGGACCCUGCCGUUCCACGGCCGGGCCGAGUACGUGCCCGAGCUCAAGCUCUGGUUCGGCCUCUCCGCCGACACCCACCACUUGGCCGCGGCCGACCUCUCCUCCAUGGACUGCCGGCCACAGCUAGUAGUGGGUCCCUGGAAGGAGCACAGGAUGCCGGAGGAGUGGAAGGAAUCCCAGGACCCUCAGCUCGUCAGCCUUGGCUCCGGCAGGUUCUGCGUCGCGAGGUUCUUCCGCACGGGGGCUAACAACGGCGACUUCGGGGACGAACCGAUCGCCGUGUUUACAGGUGUGGAGGUGGUGCCACCUGUAUGUCAUGUAUGUGGCGCCACCAAUGGGAGAGUGCAACUUCGAAUGAUCCCUCACAUGUCAAAAUGCUUGACAUCUAAUGGCUCUACCAUCGAUGAGGUGUUCUGAAUAAUAAUUGGGGUUUGCCAACUUUUUUUUUAAUGGAUUAUGUAUUAUCUGAAUAAUAAAUUACAUAGAAUUAAUAUUGUUGUUCUCUAUUUACUAGCUACUGUGGAUUUGUACUAGUCAUUGUGGUAUUGUCCCAUGAAAGCUGAAUGGUUCUCUAACUAGCCUCCCUUUAUUAUUAACUUGCAAAUUGCU
This is a messenger RNA of Oryza brachyantha (malo sina), 1427 nucleotides long. RefSeq lists its product as uncharacterized. The coding region runs from base 51 to 1235 and encodes 394 amino acids. The transcript has 2 exons. NCBI's taxonomy places the organism in Eukaryota, Viridiplantae, Streptophyta, Magnoliopsida, Poales, Poaceae. The record is from RefSeq and is a predicted model, not a curated record.